AUGGAACGGGAAAAUCAUUCAAGAGUCUCUGAAUUCAUCCUCCUGGGCCUUUCAGACCAACCAGAGCAGAAGAGACUGAUGUUCCUUGUAUUCCUGCUUAUGUAUCUGAUCACAGGGCUGGGGAAUUUGCUCAUCAUUCUGGCCAUUAGGACUGACUCACAUCUGCACACCCCCAUGUACUUCUUCCUUGCCAACUUGUCCCUGGUGGAUAUCUGCUUCACCUCCACCACUAUCCCUAAAAUACUGGUUAAUUACAUAUCUGGGAACAAAGCAAUUCUUUACAUCAGCUGCCUGGCACAAGUGUUCUUCUUCAGUUGGUUUGCAGGAUUAGAUAGCAUCCUCCUUGCCUCCAUGGCCUAUGACCGCUACGUGGCUAUCUGUGCCCCAUUACACUAUACCAUGGUCAUGACCCCAAGGGUCUGUGUCCUUCUGGUAGCAAUGUGCUGGUUUGGGGCUUGUGCUAAUGCCCUGACACAUGCUAUUCUACUGACCCAACUCUCAUUCUGUGGCCACACUGAAAUCCCUCAUUUCUUCUGUGACCUCAAUGUGGUGAUAAGAUUGGCCUGCUCAGACACCUUCAUCAAUGACUUGAUGAUCUACACAAUGGCAGGACUGAUAGCUCUAAUUCCAUUCAUUGGCAUUCUGAUCUCCUAUAUUCACAUUUUUGUGGCCGUGCUGAGGAUCCCAUCAGUUCAUGGGAAGUGGAAAGCUUUCUCCACCUGUGGCUCCCACCUCACUGUGGUCUGUCUCUUCUAUGGGGCAAUCAUUGCAGUGUACUUUAAUCUGACUUCCAGCCACACAGCACAACAGGACACAGCAGCAGCCGUGAUGUACACAGUGGUCACCCCCAUGCUAACCCUUUCAUCUAUAGCCUAA
Molecule: messenger RNA, 876 nt
Organism: Vombatus ursinus (common wombat)
Lineage: Eukaryota; Metazoa; Chordata; Mammalia; Diprotodontia; Vombatidae
Product: olfactory receptor 1361-like
Exons: 1
Coding region: 1-876 (291 amino acids)
Biological process (GO): G protein-coupled receptor signaling pathway
Cellular component (GO): membrane
Molecular function (GO): olfactory receptor activity; G protein-coupled receptor activity
Source: RefSeq, a predicted model, not a curated record